Dibothriocephalus latus is the source of this 499-nucleotide messenger RNA. The record is from the annotation of a GenBank genome assembly. Lineage: Eukaryota; Metazoa; Platyhelminthes; Cestoda; Diphyllobothriidea; Diphyllobothriidae.
GUCCUGCAAGCGUGUGCUGGAUCGGCGUGGAAACGAAAGCUACUGCAAUCUGCUGAAAGACCAUUACCUUGAAUGCUUCCUCGAGAAGGAGGGUGAUCACGUGAAGUGCGUUAAGUCAAAGGCUGCUCUUGAGCCAGGACAGAUGUAUUGGUGUAAGGCGUGCAUCCUGAUUUUUGAAAAACCCUGGUCACUCUUUCAACACAUGGCUGAUAAGGCCAAAGGAACGAAAGUUCAACGGUGGGAGAGGAAAAUCCACCUGGACUGGAUUGAUAAUGUCGCCGGUCUGAUGGCAGGCCACGACCUAGGGCUUUUCAGUCCGGCUAAGCUGCGCACAGACCUACGCACCCUUCUGGCUGACCAACACACUGUUGAGGAGGAGAUGGAGGCUGCUGCGGUUGCGGCCGCUGCCAUGGUACAGUGGUUGGCGCCCAUCAGCAGCCCCUGGCGAUUACAUCAACGCGAAAUGAUGCGCAAGAUUGAGAACCUCCAUCGACAAAUG